Talaromyces marneffei is the source of this 1104-nucleotide messenger RNA. RefSeq lists its product as uncharacterized. Gene Ontology annotation, biological process: cytoplasmic translation. The transcript is spliced from 10 exons. Lineage: Eukaryota; Fungi; Ascomycota; Eurotiomycetes; Eurotiales; Trichocomaceae. Bases 1 to 1104 code for a protein of 367 amino acids. Gene Ontology annotation, cellular component: cytoplasm. The record is from RefSeq and is a predicted model, not a curated record. Gene Ontology annotation, molecular function: GTP binding; GTPase activity.
AUGGCGACUACAGUGGACAAGAUCAAAGAGAUUGAGGCCGAGAUGGCCAAAACUCAAAAGAACAAAGCUACGUCAUAUCACUUGGGACAAUUGAAAGCAAAACUCGCCAAGUUAAAGAGAGAACUCUUGACGCCUUCGGGAGGUGGAGGUGGUGCCGGUGUUGGAUUCGAUGUUGCUCGUACCGGUGUUGCGAGUGUGGGUUUCAUCGGUUUCCCUUCAGUCGGCAAAAGUACUUUGAUGAGUAGGCUCACCGGCCAACACUCUGAAGCCGCCGCUUAUGAAUUCACAACCUUGACAACGGUCCCCGGACAGGUCAUGUACAACGGAGCCAAGAUCCAGAUCCUCGAUUUGCCCGGUAUUAUCCAAGGUGCUAAAGAUGGAAAAGGUCGUGGUCGACAAGUUAUUGCGGUUGCAAAAACGUGCCAUUUGAUUUUCAUUGUCCUGGAUGUCAACAAGCCGUUGACUGACAAAAAAGUUAUCGAGAACGAAUUGGAGGGAUUUGGUAUUCGAAUCAAUAAGCAGCCACCGAAUAUUGUUUUCAGGAAGAAAGAGAAGGGAGGAAUAUCGAUUUCGAGUACGGUACCACUAACACAUAUUGACAACGACGAAAUUCGAGCCGUUAUGAGUGAAUAUAAAAUUACAUCUGCGGAAAUCGCAAUCAGAUGCGAUGCCACAAUUGAUGAUCUUAUUGAUGUUCUCGAGGCAAAGAGCAGACGUUACAUUCCUGUCAUUUACGCGUUGAACAAGAUUGAUUCCAUCUCGAUCGAGGAAUUGGAUCUGUUAUACCGGAUCCCUAAUGCCUGUCCGAUCAGCUCAGAGCACGGAUGGAAUAUCGACGAACUUCUGGAGCUGAUGUGGGAAAAGUUGAACCUCAGACGAGUCUACACCAAACCAAAGGGCAAACAACCUGAUUAUACGGCACCUGUCGUGUUGAGAAGCACGGCAUGUACAGUGGAAGAUUUCUGUAAUGCCAUUCACAAAACUAUUGUCGACCAAUUCAAAAUAGCAAUCGUCUACGGACGUUCUGUUAAGCAUCAACCUCAGCGGGUUGGCCUCGGCCAUGAGCUUGCUGAUGAAGAUAUCAUUACGAUCCUGAAACGAUAA